Messenger RNA from Mesorhabditis belari, 483 nucleotides. NCBI's taxonomy places the organism in Eukaryota, Metazoa, Nematoda, Chromadorea, Rhabditida, Rhabditidae. The record is from the annotation of a GenBank genome assembly.
AUGGAUUUCAGAAAAUCACGAUUGUUGGUGGUGAUUCAUUUCUGGUUGACUAUACUCAAGCCAAGCUCAAUUGACGUGAACACUUACUAUUUUGUUUGUCGUUACAAAUUCGAGAAUACAAAAGAGCUGCGUAUUGAGUCGCUUAAUGGCACGGCAACGAAUUGGGGCGUUUCUUUUCGAGUUGGCGAAUGGGUUGAUGCUGAAAAGCGAUUAUUAGUGAUUCCGAUAAACGAGCCAACAACUUCGAUAAACAUUUUUGUGGCUAUCGAUAUUAUUGUGACUUUUGUGGCAAGCUCUCAUUUGUUCGAAUCCGAUAACGCUUUGAUACCCAUCAAUUACUCGGGAGAAGACGAGGAUAUGAGCUGGUUUUGCUCGGAUUUUCAGCCCGUUAUUACUUGCCGUAUGGAUGCUUUAUUCUCUGUAUUUCAAGGAUCUGAUCCGGGUCACAAUGGAAACGAAUUGUAUUCCUUGUCGGACAAAAAG